AUGAAGACAUUUCAACGUGAAGACUUUCGGACUAUAAACGAGAAACGUUCUUGUCCAGGUAAAGACUUGUUAAUUGAAAAACUGAAACAAGAUAUAGAUGAAGUGAAACAUUUCUGCAAGAAUUUAGACAUUAUAUGGACAGAAUUAAAAAGCAUCAAAGCUAAGGAAUACGAUAUGGACGAUAUGAGUAAUAGUUGGAACGAAAUGGUCAAGAAGGACUUCGAUAAUAAUAUUAAAAAUUAUACAUACAAGUCUAUCAUAAUCAAUUACGUCGCAAGUCACAAGAGUGGACUAACAAAGGACAAAUCUUCUUCAUCUCAAGAGAAAAUCGAAAAUCAUUUUGGAGUCAUAUUCGAAUUUAAAAUGAAUAAUUGA
Messenger RNA from Loa loa (African eye worm), 375 nucleotides. RefSeq lists its product as hypothetical. The coding region runs from base 1 to 375 and encodes 124 amino acids. NCBI's taxonomy places the organism in Eukaryota, Metazoa, Nematoda, Chromadorea, Rhabditida, Onchocercidae. The transcript is spliced from 6 exons. The record is from RefSeq and is a predicted model, not a curated record.